Molecule: messenger RNA, 835 nt
Organism: Molossus molossus (Pallas's mastiff bat)
Lineage: Eukaryota; Metazoa; Chordata; Mammalia; Chiroptera; Molossidae
Gene: HRCT1
Product: histidine rich carboxyl terminus 1
Exons: 1
Coding region: 134-475 (113 amino acids)
Source: RefSeq, a predicted model, not a curated record
GGCUGUGUCCACAUUCCCUGGCUGCUAUCCAGCCAGCAGGAGCUGAGACAACAGUCUGUGAGGGCUGAGCAGAGGCCGCGAAGGGGAGGAAGCAGCAGGAGCCACUAAGGAGAGGGCACUAUCCAGCUCCCAGAUGCUAGGCCUCCUGGGGAGCACGACUCUCGUGGGCUUGAUCGCAGGCUCUGCUGUGGCUGUUCUGCUGCUGCUGCUGCUGCUGGCCACCUGCCUGCACGGCGAACAGCAGGACCACGAUGUGGAGAUGAACCGUUCAGCUGUAAGGAGAAACCGAGUUCGGCGGGCUCAGCCCUGGUUCUUCCCGGGCCGGGGCCACCUGGGACACUUGCACCAUCCCCAUCGUCCUGGCCAUGCGUCUCACAUGCACCACGCGGGCCUCCACCACCACCAUCUCCACCACCAUCUCCACCAACACCGCCUCCACCGGGCCCACUUGCACGCCCACCGAGGCCACCACUGAUGCCUGUGGGUGACAGCCACUGCCUACCCUACCACCUCCAGGAGGAGUGGACCCCCACGUUUCUGAGCAGAAGGGCAGCUCUCUGUGGUGAAUGCUGGCUGGCAACUGUACCUGGGUCCUGCUUGGGCUUUAUUUGCAUAUGGUGCCCCAGUGAACCAACGAGACAGAAGACUGAGGAACCCCUGGGUGGCUCUGCGCACACUGCAGGGUGAGGAGGGUGAGAGCAGGGGUGAUCUUUUGGGGGUGGAUGCCACCUUGUGACUGUAACUCCCAGCGGGCCCCAGAAGUCACGCACACUGCUGCGUGGACGAUGCACUGAGCUCUAUCUGAAGUGCUCCUCUUCGGACACCCUCUGGCUCG